Molecule: messenger RNA, 171 nt
Organism: Sclerotinia sclerotiorum 1980 UF-70
Lineage: Eukaryota; Fungi; Ascomycota; Leotiomycetes; Helotiales; Sclerotiniaceae
Exons: 2
Coding region: 1-171 (56 amino acids)
Source: RefSeq, a predicted model, not a curated record
AUGAGAGACAUGAUGCAAUCACACAUAUUUCGAAAGCCGAGUCUUACAAAUACGGGACUCGGAUACGGGAAAGCAGUCUUCCUUCUCUACAUUGAGGGAAAUAAGAAAAAUGGAUUUGAGGUAGUUAAUCCAUAUAUUUUGGAGGUUGGAUACGCGACGCCAAUGGUUUGA